Cydia splendana is the source of this 1471-nucleotide messenger RNA. It is a transcript of the gene ppk9, whose product is annotated as sodium channel protein Nach-like. The record is from RefSeq and is a predicted model, not a curated record. Gene Ontology annotation, biological process: sodium ion transmembrane transport. Gene Ontology annotation, molecular function: ligand-gated sodium channel activity. NCBI's taxonomy places the organism in Eukaryota, Metazoa, Arthropoda, Insecta, Lepidoptera, Tortricidae. Gene Ontology annotation, cellular component: plasma membrane. Bases 1 to 1458 code for a protein of 485 amino acids. The transcript has 11 exons.
AUGUUCUCUGAACGCACAUACCAAGCUCGCAUUAUCCAAGAGGACUACCGCUCAGCAGCAACCUCAAAAUACGUACCACCUGAGGAACCAUCCAAAGCGAAGUUGCUCUUUCAAGCUGUGAAGAAGAAAGCAGCGUCGUACUUGGUGAUCUUUCUGGAUACAUCGUCUAUACAUGGGCUGAACCAUCUUGUUGCGCCUGGGAGACAUCCUUUGGAAGUCUUGCUCUGGCUAGCUCUGGUGAUCCUCUCCGUCUUCGGCUCCGUGUACCUGUCCAGCACUACAUGGGAGCGCUACCAGUCCUCGCCGACCGUGGUGUCCAUGGACCGGGACAUGUUCGCGUGGAAUACCACAUUUCCGUGCGUCACCAUCUGCCCGCAUCGGAGGAUUGAUGAGAAGAAACUGGAGCUCUAUGUGAGAAACUCCCCAGUCCCAGACAAGACAGCCCUCAAAAAAUUCAUAAUGCAACUAUCAAACUCAACCUACAAGAAUUUCGAGGAUCUACCCGAGUACGACCCAAUACCUACCACCGAAUACCUACCCACUCUUCUCAACUUGACUGCUCAUUUUGGACCCACAUUGACCAUAGGUGCUUCGGGGAUUCUUCUGAAGGUGCAACCCACUAUUACAGAGAUGGGACUGUGUUAUGCCAUCAAUUCAAAAGUUGCUGAGUAUAAUUCGCCUUCGUAUAGAGAUGCAAAUAGAUGGGCCGUGAUAAAACAUCAAAAUGAGACGUUUUUCGUUCAUCCUUUGGACGGUGAAGUGUUCGCCCAAGUGAUUAAUUUAUCGACUGCUUAUGAUGUGUACAUCCACGGUCCCUUGGAAGUGCCAGACAUAUCCACCAAGUUCCAGCACUCGGCACAGGACUUCUACAUGAAGAUGUACGUGACCGCUCUUACCGUCUACACCUCGCCUGAAGCUGCUAAGCUAAGCGUAGCCCAGCGUCGCUGCCGCUUCCUCAACGAAAACCCGCUAAAGCAUAACUCUGUCUACACCUACACCAUGUGCCGUAUGGAGUGUCGGAUCCGGCUGUGUAUGAAGUACUGUGGCUGUAUACCUUUCUUCUACAGGAGGAUUGGCGAUGAAAACAUUUGCGAUGUAGCUGGAAUGCGCUGUCUCUCUAAAUACAAAGAUGAGUUGUAUAAGCUCGAAGUAGACAAGGAUAAGAAGAAAAUCAACUGCGGCUGUUUUCCCAUCUGUGACGAUGUCAACUAUGUUAUACAGUCUUAUGUACUGCAAGAGUGGUUUCUGGGCACGAACCUGCAGUGGGGCAUUGUCACCUAUCCCCGGAUGCGGUACAGGAGAGACAUAAUCUUCGGUUUUACUGACGUGCUAGUGGCUGUGGGCAGUAUGGCUGGCUUGUUCCUUGGCUGCAGUGUGCUCAGCUUCAUGGAGAUCGUCUAUUUCCUGUCGCUGAGACUCUUCUUCUAUACAAAGGACGCACUCACCAAGAAGACUUAAUCGAACCUUUUAC